This is a messenger RNA of Peronospora matthiolae, 2253 nucleotides long. The record is from the annotation of a GenBank genome assembly. Lineage: Eukaryota; Oomycota; Peronosporomycetes; Peronosporales; Peronosporaceae.
AUGGGCUCAAAGCUGUCCGUGGACCGGCCCCUGGUCGUCAUGCAGCCGUCGAGCUCGUUAGUACGGCUCCAGCAGCAUGUGUACACACUUGCUCGUCUAUGGCUGCGUUUCUGGAUCGCUGCGACGGGGUUAGAGAGACAGGAGAAGCUUAUGAGGCGGCUUGUGCAGCACAUACAGCGGCGCGCGUACCGUACCGCUUCGGCAAAGUACGAAUGUACCCAUCACGUGGUUGUGACGCUCUUGGAGCUGUGGCUCCAGACGCUGCGAGCGCUUCUCGUGCCCGACGUGUUCACUCGGUUCCUCUGCGCGACGUUCGUGCUGCACAUUGUCCACCAGCUGCAGGCCGUCGCUCGUCAAGUCGUGGGCAACGCCGUUCGUCGCUUCAGUGCCAAGGGGCGACGCUCGCUGCGCUUACAGCAGCAGCUGGAGCACGCCCAGAGCUUCGCCGAGCGCCAGUCGAUCGCCGGCGAGCUGGACAAAGUCGAGGGCCGCGACAAGUGGCGGGCGGACCCCAAGUCGAACCUUUUUCUGUACGAGCGCGUGACGAACAAGACGCUCAUGUACAAGAAGCUCGAGCGUGAGAAGGACGUGGUCCGACUUAUGUUUGCGCUACGGGCGGGACUCUUGAGGAAACACUGGGGACUGAGCAACCCGCGGUUGUACUCAGUCAGCAACGUGGGGACCAAGUACGUGAUUGAAGAGUAUCUGGACGCGAUUGUGCAGUCCAUGAACGUGGUGCUGCGUGCAAAGCCACGAACAGACGAGGAGCACGACGACUUGUCGAUCGACAACAAGUUGGCUUUCUUUAGCGAGACGCGGCAUGCGUUUGGGCGGUCGGCGUUGAUGUUGUCCGGCGGUGGAGCGCAUGGGUUUUACCAUGCGGGCGUGAUCAAAGCUCUGUUGGAAAACAAUUUGCUGCCCAGUGUAAUUGCUGGAUCUUCGGCAGGGUCGAUUUUGGCGGGGGCUAUCGGGGUUCGCAACGAUGAUGAAGCACUGGGCUUUUUGUCGGGAUCAAGUGUGAAUCUAGACUUUUUGAAAGCAAACAUUACCGAGCAGGAUCGGGCUGAUUACACGCCGUCCUUAUUACCGCGGAUCGAGGUAGUGCUUCCUAAAAGUGCUUUUGAUUUUGUGCGGGAUGCGUUCGUCCUCCUGGGCCGAUUUUUGGACAAGCGCUUCUUACUAGAUACGAAGACACUUCGCAACUGCUUGCGAAGUGCAAUGGGAGACUACACCUUCAGAGAGGCUUACGAUAAGACGGGUCGGAUUAUUAACGUCACCGUAACCCCGCUGAGCACUGAUGACUACCCCCAGUUGCUCAACUAUCUCACGGCCCCCAAUGUGAUUAUUUGGUCGGCUUCCCUAGCGUCUUGUGCGAUUCCGAACGUGUUUCGUCCUGUCGAGCUGUUGGCCAAGGACGAGAAAGGAAACAUUGUUCCCUACUAUCGAGAGGGGCUUAAGUGGAGUGACGGUAGUGUCGAGUGCGAUCUUCCAAUGGAACGUCUGGCCGAGCUAUUUAAUGUAAAUCACUUCAUCGUCAGCCAGGUCAACAUUCAUUACAAGAUUGUUUCAGGUCAUUCAACGUUUGGAAAUGAACAGACUGGAAGCCUCAUGAGCUUUUUGAAGAAGCAAAUGAAGGCGUACGUAAAAAAUAUUGCCGAGUUUGGUCUGAAUACCUCCGUACUCAAGCUCCUCGACAUUGGUUUAGUUCCUCUGCUCACGCAAAAGUACGAAGGGGAUAUCACGAUCUGCCCCACCGACAAGAUUUCCGCCACGACAUUGCUGCGAACAGUGAUGACCAAUCCAUCACGUGAGACUUUCCCCGAUAUUUUGCUCGCUGGUGAACGGGCAUGUUGGCCAGCAAUUGCACGUAUCCGUAGCAUGUGCCGCGUGGAAUUUGCCUUAGAACGUGCUGUGCGAUACUUGCGUGGCGAGCAAGCUCUAGAAGACGAAAGACGGAGCGGACGGAAAGCAAUCGGCCGUGUACCAUCAUUUUACACCUCGCCAAGCUCCAUGAAUCUGUCAAGCCUGGAUCCGUCACCCCCAGCCCCGCAAAGUUAUGCAGCAUCAACAACUAGCAAAGGAAAGCUGGCUCGACAUCGUAGUCUGGACCAUGUAGAGAUGGAAGGUGUGAUCAGUGGUUCGGGUACCAGUCCGAUGCGACGGAACAGAUCGAUGAAUAUUGCAGGAGCUGUUUUGUCGGUAGACGGAGGUGCUAGCGCUUCUGAUUCUAGUAUUUCGACUUUUGACAUGUAA